This is a messenger RNA of Cordyceps militaris CM01, 2043 nucleotides long. RefSeq names its product oligonucleotide transporter. The transcript has 7 exons. Gene Ontology annotation, molecular function: oligopeptide transmembrane transporter activity. Gene Ontology annotation, cellular component: fungal-type vacuole membrane. The record is from RefSeq and is a predicted model, not a curated record. Lineage: Eukaryota; Fungi; Ascomycota; Sordariomycetes; Hypocreales; Cordycipitaceae. Bases 1 to 2043 code for a protein of 680 amino acids.
AUGGCACCUCAGAUACCCGGGCAGAAUUUCACCAUCCGCGCAGUCACAGCCGGCUUAGCCAUUGGCACAGUCAUCUGUGCUGCCAACGUCUACUUUGGGCUCCAGACAGGAUGGGUUUCCAUUAUGUCUAUGCCUGCUAGUCUAAUGGGAUUUGGUAUUUUUCGCUUGCUGAGACCUCACCUUGAACUGCCAUUUUCUCCCAUAGAAAAUGUUUUUGUUCAAAGCGUAGCCUGUGGUAUGGCUAUCAUGCCACUCGGUUGCGGGUUUGUUGGCGUGAUACCGGCUAUGGACUUUCUCCUUUCUCCCGACGAAAGAGGGCCACUGAAUCUAAGCUUAUGGCGGCUUGUGAUUUGGUCUUUAGGCCUCUGUUACUUUGGCGUUGUGUUUGCAGUACCUCUACGCAAACAAGUGAUUAUCAGAGAACGCUUGAAAUUUCCAAGCGGUUUCAGCACUGCAGUUCUUAUAUCUGUGCUCCAUGGUCAAGAAACACAGUCCAAGCAAGCUCUUGAUGAGGCAUCCAAGGGCGGUUUUGCCAGUCUUGUUCCCCAGGAUCGCGCAGAUGACGUCCAACAAGAGGAAGAGGUUGGUGCUGCAUUGGUGGACGAGCCUACUGCCCCUCGUAGUGGCUUGCACUGGGCGGCGAAUCUGCGACUUCUACUCCUUUCAUUUAUCAUAUCGGGGCUUGCCACAGUACUUACAUACUUCUUUCCCAUUCUCCGGAACAUACCUAUUUUUGGGGCUGCAGCAGCACAAACCUGGUUAUGGACUCUGAACCCCAGUCUCGCAUACGUCGGGCAGGGCAUCAUCAUGGGAACAGAGACAACCAUGCACAUGACACUGGGCGCUCUAAUCGGGUGGGCCAUUCUAAGUCCUCUAGCAAAGUAUAAGGGCUGGGCGCCCGGUCCUGUCGAUGAUUGGGAGAGUGGAAGUAAGGGUUGGAUUGUCUGGAUAUCCUUGGCCAUCAUGCUUGUGGACGCCGUUGUCAGCCUGAGCUACGUUGCCAUCCGGUCAUUAUUCGUGUGCAACGCCAAACUUUCCCCUUCCGCUUUUCCUAACUUCAUGCGCCAAAAGUGGAUGAGAAAGUUUUUACCAGGCAGCAGAGCUCGCUAUGCUCUUCUACGGAGACGAGAUAACGACGACGAUUCAAGUGAAGAUGAAGACGAACCCGAACAGCCCGCCGAACAAGUUGAGGACGAAGACGCCCCGGAGAACCAGCAGAUCAACAAUAUAACGGUUGGAAUCGGGUUGUUGGUCUCCAUAGUCCUCUGCAUCAUCACCAUUUACAUUGUCUUUGGAGAUCUAGUGCCCUUGUAUGCCACAGUAAUUGCCGUCUUCAUGGCGCUGAUCCUGAGCAUUAUGGGUGUCAGGGCUCUGGGUGAAACUGAUUUGAACCCAGUGUCUGGAAUCAGCAAACUAGCGCAGCUCUUCUUCGCACUCAUUGUUCCACAGUCGAACAAAUCAAGCGUGCUCAUCAACCUCGUGGCUGGCGCAGUGGGUGCGCUUCAAGCUGGAGACCUGAUGCAAGACCUGAAAACUGGCCACCUUCUUGGCGCGUCCCCUAAAGCACAAUUUUGGGGACAAAUGAUAGGAGCCACGGCUGGAGCGGUCCUGAGCGCCUUCAUCUACCGUCUAUAUACACGGAUAUACAAGAUCCCCGGUGACCUCUUCCAGGUACCCACGGCGUAUGUCUGGAUCUUUACUGCGCGGCUGGUCACGGGCCAAGGCUUGCCUUAUAUGGCCAAAGAAUGGGCGAUUGCGGCUGGUGCUCUUUUCGCUUGCACCACUGUUUUAAGAACUGUUGCUGUCGGCAAACCGUGGCGCUCGUGGAUUCCGGGAGGUAUCGCUGUAGCUGUUGGCAUGUACAACGUGCCCUCCUUUACCCUGGCUCGGGCCGCCGGCGGUAUACUAGCCUGGGUUUGGCUGCACAUUAUGAAGCGUCCUAGCACACCACUCAUUAUUCUAGCUUCCGGCUUCAUUCUCGGUGAAGGGUUCUUGAGUAUCGUAAAUUUGAUCAUGGAAGGACUAUCAGUUCCUCAUUUCUAA